CUUUUUUUUUUUUUUGAAUAUUCAUUGGCUUCAUUUAUUAGCUUCCAUUUUCCAUUUUCAUUUUUUUUCACUUGUGUAAAAAUCUUUCUUUCUUUCUUUGAGCACUUAGUGUAUUGUUUGGUGUGUGGGCUUGAAAUUUUUGGAUCAAUGUUUUGCUCAUUCUAUGCUCAGAUCUUAUUUCUGCUUUUUCACAAAUUACGGUAUUCUGUUUUUACCCUUUUCUCAGCUGUUAGCUCAUUCAGGAACUAUAUCUGAACUUUUCAAGGAUUCCAAGUUUGGUAACUCAAAGAUUUUGGCUUUGGGAUUUUGGCAUCUUGGUCUGAUUCAGGUUCUUGCCCUGCUGAUUGAAUGGUUCUGAGCUGUUUAAUAGGAAUUGGCCGUGUGAUUACAAGGAGAUGAGUCACACGACAAAUGAGAGUGAUGAUGGGCUGUUCUCUAAGGAUCGGAUUGAUUCACCAUUGGCUGAGGGAGGUAACUGCGGAGGAAGCGCAAAUGGAGGAGCUAUGCUGAAGAAAGGGCCAUGGACAUCUGCUGAAGAUGCAAUUUUGAUAGAAUAUGUGAAGAAACAUGGGGAGGGGAACUGGAAUGCCGUUCAGAAGCACUCAGGACUUUCUCGCUGUGGCAAAAGCUGCAGAUUGCGAUGGGCCAAUCACCUGAGGCCUAAUUUGAAAAAAGGGGCAUUUACUCAAGAAGAAGAACAGUUAAUCAUUGAGCUCCAUGCCAAGAUGGGAAACAAAUGGGCACGCAUGGCUGCACAUUUGCCUGGUCGUACAGACAAUGAGAUAAAGAAUUACUGGAACACCAGAAUUAAGAGGCGCCAACGGGCUGGUUUACCUCUAUAUCCUCCAGAAGUCUCUUUCCAAGCACUGCAGGAGAGCCAUCAAGGCCUAACCAUUGGCGGAAUCAAUACCGGGGAUAAGGUUCACGGUGAUCUCUUGCGCAACAAUGGCUAUGAGAUACCUGAUGUCAUAUUUGACAGUUUAAAAGCAAGCCAAGGCAUCUCACCAUAUGUCCCUGAACUUGCUGAUAUUACUACAAGCAGCAUGCUGAUAAAGGGUCUGAGUUCUUCUCAAUAUGGUAGCUUCAUGUCUCCAUCAGCACAUCGUCAGAAGCGUCUUCGAGAAUCAACAACUUUUAUACCUGGUUACAGUGGCAAUAUAAAAAGCGAAUUCCCUUUGUUUGACCAAUUUCAGGAUGAAUCUUGUGAUAAAGUUGCCCAAUCUUUUGGGUUAUCUUUUCCAUUUGAUCCUGAUCCCACCAAGAACCCUCAGUCCUUUGGUGAAAAUCAGGGCAGCCAUACCCUUGCAAAUGGCGAUUUCUCUACUUCCAAGCUCACCUCUGGGCCUGUGAAGUUGGAGCUCCCUUCACUCCAAUAUCCAGAAACUGAUUUAGGUAGCUGGGGUACAUCCCCACCACCUUUACUUGAGACUCUUGACAAUUUCAUCCAGUCUCCACCAACAGCUAUAAUUGAAUCUUCUCCACGUAAUAGUGGCCUCUUGGAUGCUUUACUUUAUGAGGCUAAAGCUUUAAGCAGUGCUAAGAAUCAUUCAUCGGAGAAGAGUUCAAAUUCAUCAACUGUUACUCCUGGUGAACUUGCUGAAUGUUCUGCCAUUAAUAUUUGUGAGACAGAAUGGGAAGAUUAUGGUGAUCCCCUUUCCCCAUUGGGUCACACUGCGACUUCUCUUUUCAGUGAGUGCACUCCUAUAAGUGCCAGUGGAAGUUCUUUGGAUGAACCACCACCUACUGAUACUUUCACUGGUUGCAUUGUGAAAACAGAACUAGUUAGUCAACCAUGGAGUCCAGAAAGAGAUAAAGAAACCACUACUCGGGUGGAUAUUACUCGCCCUGAUGCUUUACUUGCUUCUGAUUGGCUUGGUCAGGGUUCUGGUUACAUUAAGGACCAAGUCAUUAUGACGGAUAACAUAGCAACGCUUCUUGGUGAUGAUUUGAGCAGUGAUUAUAAGCAAAUGUCUGCUGGAGCUUCUACAUCAAAUCAAGUAUGGGGACUUGGUUCUUGUGCAUGGAAUAACAUGCCUGCUGUCUGUCAAAUGUCUGAACUCCCUUGAAACCUGCUAGCUAUCAAAAUUUCUGAACUUCUGAUACUGUUGUUGCUUGAUUUAUGUUGAUCAUUUCUUCAGUUUGGGUACUCAGGUCUGUGCCUGGUACCUGCUGGACCACAAAAAGGUUCAUGGUAUAAUAUGUCUGGGUGAAAGUUGUUUUAUUUGUGGGUUGUGGUUUUUGGUUUCUCAAUUUGUGAAACAGGAAAAUGCAUGUAUGCCAAUAUGGAACUUAAUGAGGUAUACAAAUGCAUUAUGGCUUGUCAAAUUUGUAGAAUAACUAAGCACUUCAACUCAUAUUUUUGAUGUAUUAAAUUUGUUUUUGGA
Messenger RNA from Ricinus communis (castor bean), 2384 nucleotides. Its product is annotated as transcription factor MYB33. The transcript is spliced from 5 exons. Lineage: Eukaryota; Viridiplantae; Streptophyta; Magnoliopsida; Malpighiales; Euphorbiaceae. The record is from RefSeq and is a predicted model, not a curated record. Bases 396 to 2066 code for a protein of 556 amino acids.